Messenger RNA from Spinacia oleracea (spinach), 1477 nucleotides. Its product is annotated as tyrosine--tRNA ligase 1, cytoplasmic. The coding region runs from base 133 to 1293 and encodes 386 amino acids. Gene Ontology annotation, molecular function: tyrosine-tRNA ligase activity; ATP binding. Lineage: Eukaryota; Viridiplantae; Streptophyta; Magnoliopsida; Caryophyllales; Amaranthaceae. Gene Ontology annotation, cellular component: cytoplasm. The transcript has 11 exons. Gene Ontology annotation, biological process: tyrosyl-tRNA aminoacylation. The record is from RefSeq and is a predicted model, not a curated record.
GCUCGUUUCUGUUCCUACCAUAAAAAAAAGAAAAAAAAAACUACAAAGAUUGAUAAUACUGAAAACCCUAAUCCAACCUUGUUCUAUCUUUCGAAGCCUCCACCCCACUCUCCCCUCGCACAAUCUUUUGAAAUGGAGGACGACGAAGCAAAGAAACAAUGUCCUGCGGAAGACAUUCAGUCUCUCUCCAUCAGCGAUGCCGCCCCUGAGUCCUCUUCUUCUCUCUCCUCCUCCGGGAUGUCAGUCGAAGAACGUUAUGAGAUCAUAAGAAGUAUUGGGGAGGAGUGCAUUCAAGAAUCGGAGCUUCUGCAACUUCUUAAAAACAAAGCUGAGCCUAUUUGUUAUGAUGGGUUUGAACCAUCUGGACGAAUGCAUGUUGCCCAGGGGAUUAUGAAGGUAAUCAAUGUGAACAAGUUAGUAUCUGCUGGUUGUAGAGUAAAGAUAUGGAUUGCAGAUUUGUUUGCCAAAUUGAAUAAGAAAAUGGGAGGUGAUAUGAAGAAGAUUCAAGAGGUGGGUAAGUACUUUAUUGAAAUCUGGAAGGCUGCUGGAAUGGAUAUUGAUUCUGGAAGAGUCGAGUUUUUGUGGACCGAAAAAGAAAUCAAUGAACGUGCGCAUGAGUACUGGCCUCUUGUGUUGGAUAUAGCUUCGAAGAACAAACUGCCAAGGCUUCAGAGGUGUUGUCAAAUUAUGGGUCGUGAAGACCCAGAUGAUUUAGAUGGUGCUCAGAUCUUUUAUGCCUGCAUGCAGUGUGCAGAUAUCUUUUUCUUGAAGGCGGACAUUUGCCAGCUUGGUAUGGACCAGCGCAAGGUCAAUGUGCUUGCUCGGGAGUACUGUGAUGAUAUCAAAAGAAAGCACAAGCCAGUCAUUUUGUCACACCAUAUGCUUUCGGGUUUGAAAGAGGGGCAAGAAAAGAUGUCAAAGUCAAUCGAGUCAUCUGCAAUUUACAUGGAUGAUACAGAGGCUGACAUUAAUGCAAAGAUUAAGAAAGCUUACUGUCCACCAAAGAUAGUUGACAAAAAUCCAUGUCUGGAAUAUGUGAAGUACAUUGUAUUGCCAUGGUUCAAGGAAUUUACUGUGGAACGCAAAAUUGAAUAUGGUGGACCUAAGACCUACAAGACAUUUGAAGAAUUAGCAGCUGAUUAUGAAGCAGAGGCUUUGCAUCCUGGGGAUGUGAAACCUGCUUUAACAAUGGCACUGAAUAAGAUUUUGCAGCCGGUCCGAGAUCACUUCACCAAUGAUGCCAAUGCGAAAAUGCUUUUGAAGAGGAUCAAGUCAUACAAGGUUACCAGGUAGUCAACCACCAAGCCACCAUCAUCAAUAUCCACCAUUCAACUGAACUGGAUUUACAAAGCUCAUACAGACAGACAUGAGACAUAAUAACGAAAACAUGUUUUUUUUUCUUCCUAAACUUGUAAGCGAGAAAGCAGUCUGUAAUCAUGAAACCUUAGCUCUCUGCAUGAUCAUAAAUCUUCUCUUA